AUGUCUUCAGAUCAACAACGACUCAACUCCGCUUAUCAACAAUGGUAUCUUCAAAGCCAACAAACUCAACAAGGUUAUCCCCUUCAUCCUGAAAGAGCCAUUCAAACCGAACAAGAACUUCGACAACAAGGUGCUAUUCAACAUGUCGCUCAAAUUCGAGCGCAACAACAACAAACGGCAGCUGAACAAGCUGAAAUGGCGAGAAUGUCAGCUGCUCAAGCUGAACAACAAGCAAGAAUUAUGCAACAGGUCGCACAACAACAACAGGCGAUGGCUCAACAAGCUAGAAUGCAGGCGGAACAACAAAUGCGGGCGGCGCAGCAGAGUCAGAAUCCCGAUCCGUCGACCAAACUGCAUCAGUGGGCGCAAGGGCAUAAGGUGAAAGUCGGUCAUUGGCGUGGAGUCCAACUGCUAAUUAUCAACUUCAAAAUGUCCGAAUCCGAUCUCCUUGAACAACUUCGAAAAACACAUGAUAUGGCUCAACAAGAAGCCAACUAUUGGACUCGCGCUGCGGAGGAAUUAUCAAGACAAAUCCAACAUACUCAAGAGACUAUUAGUCUCAAGACUGUCUUGUCCUCCUCACCCAUCUCUCUUACUGCCCAACGAUCCAAAGUCAAUCAAGGAAGUUUGAAAAGUAUUCUUCGUCGACCCUCUCAGACAUCGUCUCAUCCUACCUUCUCCGAGCCAUCCUCAUUCGACAACUCCAUCUCGUAUAGACCUUCGAAUCCUGUGAAAAGUAUAGAGGAAGUCAAAACUCGACCCACUAUCUCCAGAUCGUACGAUUCGGAAGAAGGAAGGACUUUGGUAGAGGCCGCUAAGCUUAAAAGAGAGAAAGAAGCUGAGCAAGCUCGAAGGAUUCAGUAUGACAUGGGUUUGGAGGGAAAAAAGGAGGAGAAAGAACGAAAAGACGGGAAAGAAGAAGAUUUCAUGUCGGAUGAAAUGAGUUUGGGGGAUAGUGGAUAUUCUGAGAUAUUAAUGAGGAGACUUGGUAUGGAAGAGGAUGAAGAGGGAGACAAGAAUUUUUGGGUGGGUCAUAAUUCAGACCCUCCGAGUUCGGGUAUGAGAGCUUGA
Messenger RNA from Tremella mesenterica DSM 1558, 1071 nucleotides. RefSeq lists its product as uncharacterized. The transcript has 3 exons. The record is from RefSeq and is a predicted model, not a curated record. NCBI's taxonomy places the organism in Eukaryota, Fungi, Basidiomycota, Tremellomycetes, Tremellales, Tremellaceae. The coding region runs from base 1 to 1071 and encodes 356 amino acids.